Messenger RNA from Balaenoptera acutorostrata (minke whale), 1944 nucleotides. Its product is annotated as IQ domain-containing protein F2-like. Gene Ontology annotation, molecular function: calmodulin binding. NCBI's taxonomy places the organism in Eukaryota, Metazoa, Chordata, Mammalia, Artiodactyla, Balaenopteridae. The record is from RefSeq and is a predicted model, not a curated record. The coding region runs from base 428 to 970 and encodes 180 amino acids. The transcript is spliced from 5 exons.
ACCUCUGGGGCACGUACGCCGGGGGCGUGGCCCCAAGGGCAACGCAGCCCCGCCCGAGCUCCCUUGCCGUUAAGGCGAGGCGGGGGCGGACCCCCGCCAAGAGGCAGCUCACUGAGGCGGUGCGCAACUAAUGAUGGCGGCCUGGGCGCGGUCCCACCACCCUGGGCCCUGACUGAGGGGCGCGGGACGGCCCCCCCUCCCAACACGCAGACCGCUUGUGGCACGAGGGAACUCGCGAAGGGACCGCGGCAAGACCACAGCACGAAGUCUCUUACAGUCUAUUUAAAAAGAUGGCCACGUUUGUCAAAUCGUGAUAGAAGACCUUGAUGAAACCACAUUAGUAGAAGAGAGAGAGAAGAAAAAAGAGCGUCCACCUUCACCCUCUCCGUCCCCUGCACCAAAGAAGAAUGUUGAUGAAACCCCACUGAUGAACAAAAAAGAAAAAAAGACAAAGAGAAAAGAGCCUCCACCUUCACCCCUUCCAUCCCCUCCACCAAAGACAGACGGCAAUUUAAUUUUAAUUGUGGUUGAGGAUUCCGAAGAAGAAAUUAGGUUGAAGCAGAAGCAGCAGCAGCAGAAAAAAGAGAAAAAUAUAAAAGAAAGAAUAAAAGCAGCCAAGAAGAUUCAGGCCUGGUGGCGUGGCACCCUAGUACGCCAGACAUUGUUACACGCAGCCCUCAGGGCCUGGAUCAUUCAGUGCUGGUGGAGAAUGACAAUGGACAGGCUGCGGCAGAAGAAGCGGAGGGCAGCCCUGAUUUCCUACGCACACACAGAGAGGGCAGUGGUCAAGCUCCAGUCUUUGGUCCGUAUGUGGCGCAUCCACUGGCGAUACUGCCAGGUGCUCAACGCCAUUUACAUCAUCCAGUACCACUGGCAAUGCCACAACUGCCAGACCUGUGCUCUUCUCCGGGGCCACUGUGUAGUCACAGCCACUCACCUGCAGUUCCACAUUGAAAUCAUCAACCCCUAAGGGAUGGCAAGAAGCGGCACUGUCUCCUGUCCUCAGUAAAGGUCUAACCUGAUCUGGUAUGUCUCAUGGUCUCCCGCCAGCUAAUGGAAAUUUUAGGACUUAAGCCAUGCUGCCUCCUCUUCUCCCUGGCAAAGAACUUUAGUGAGGUUUUCCCCUUGUGCCCAUGAACCCUGUUCUGGACUGACAAUUCCAUAUGCUACUUACUUAGUUGUCAAAACAGAAACCGAGGUCCUAAUCUAAUAUAACAGAGCCAGAAGUCCAAGUUCCCAUCCCCAGCCCCAUUCCUUUCUUCUCGCCGGGAAUCUGCGAGACAGGUGAGCUACAUCUUCCUGAAGACUUUGGGUACCUCUGCACAUGAGAACAGAUAGUGAGGGUCUUCUCUUUCCGCCUGCAGUUGGGGAUUGACUGGGAUCUCAGAUGCCUCAGACAAGGUAUCUUUGGCAAUCACCUAGUGAAAAGGCCAGCAUGUGGCUGACUCUUCUGGUAGCAGUGCAGUGCAGCCCCAGGUAAAGGACAGGAGGCCGGCCUUAGUGACAGAUGUGACUGGGCAUGCUGACGAGCAGGUGAUGACCCUGGGGACUGGUAGAAAACAGGAGUUCGUGGCACUUCAACUCCAUCUUCACAAUUCCCUUACCAGAACUCCUCUCCCUGAGGGCUGUGUAGCAAACAGGGCUCCCCCUGAUAUUACCCCCAUCCCUACUCUUGUCUCCAUUCUCACUCCCAUGGUCAUACUAAAGCAGUGCUAUACUCGGUAGCAAUUUCUGUGAUGAUGGAAAUGUUCUGUAUCAGUGCUGUCCAAUGUGCUAGCCACUAGCCACACAUGGUUGUGGAGCACUUGAAAUGUCCCUGGUGCAACUAAAGAAUUGAAUUUUAAAUUUUAUUUAAAUUAAUUUAUGUUUAAAUAACCACAUAUGGCUAGUGGCUAUUCCAUUGAAUAGUGUGGCUCUGGACCUUACCAUUACCAAUCAGUGUAC